Molecule: messenger RNA, 6718 nt
Organism: Myripristis murdjan (pinecone soldierfish)
Lineage: Eukaryota; Metazoa; Chordata; Actinopteri; Holocentriformes; Holocentridae
Gene: vcanb
Product: versican b
Exons: 16
Coding region: 73-4791 (1572 amino acids)
Biological process (GO): cell adhesion; skeletal system development; glial cell differentiation
Cellular component (GO): synapse; perineuronal net
Molecular function (GO): hyaluronic acid binding; calcium ion binding
Source: RefSeq, a predicted model, not a curated record
CGUUUUCAACACAAGUCGUGAUUAACCUAAGUGGGAUAACUGAACUUACCGGAUUUGCAAGAUUGCACUGAGAUGAUUCUGCACAUCAGACACCUGCUCUGGUUGGCAGCUCUGUGUUGUAGCCUUGCUCAACAAGUGCCACCACACAGCAUGACAACAGAGAAGAGCUUUUCGGCAAGUGGCUCGCUGGCUGGCAAGGUGCUGCUGCCCUGCCACUUCUCCAUCAUGCCAGGUUCUUCCGGCAGCACGACACAUGCUCCCUCGCAGACCACAGGAGUCCCCACUGACACGCCCUCCACCCAGAGUCCUGAUGACCAGUUGAGGAUCAAGUGGACAAAGCUGGAGGGACAAAGGGAGAAGGUGGUGCUGGUGGCCCACGGUGCAGCAGUCAAGGUGGGGCAGGACUACAAGGGCAGGGUGUCAGUCCCCAGCCACCCUCAGUCGGUUGGGGAUGCCUCUCUGAUAAUAGUCCGGCUCAGGGCAAGCGAUGCGGGGCUUUACCGCUGCGAGGUGAUGCACGGGAUGGAGGACACCCAGCACACUGUCAGCCUCAAGGUCAGAGGUGUGGUGUUCCACUACCGGGCCAGCACCAGCCGCUACACUCUGGAUUUCCCUGCAGCUGUAGAUGCAUGUCAUGCUGUCACUGCCACAGUUGCUACACCUGAACAACUGACCGCUGCCUUCGAGGAUGGAUUUGACCAAUGUGACGCAGGAUGGCUUGCUGACCAGUCAGUCAGAUACCCAAUUGUAACACCCCGUCCUGGUUGCUCAGGUGAUAUGAUGGGCAAGCCUGGAGUGAGGACAUAUGGCCUCCGCGACCCCGCUGAGCAGUAUGAUGUGUACUGCUAUGUAGACAAACUACACGGCGACGUCUUCUAUCCUCCAAUCAGCUACAAGCUGACGCUGCAGCAAGCGAGACAGGAGUGUGAGAAGCAUGAUGCUGUGCUGGCAUCUCCAGGCCAGCUGUUCGCCGCCUGGAGGGAAGGUCUGAACCGCUGUGACUACGGCUGGCUGUCCGAUGGCAGCGUCCGAUACCCCAUCUCCAUCCCCAGGCCCCAGUGUGGGGGAGGUCAGCUCGGGGUGCGCACACUUUACCGCUACGAAAACCAAACCGGCUACCCCAGCCCCACCGAUGAGUAUGGAGCGUUCUGCUUCAAGGCUAAGCUACCAGAGCCGACUACUGCCGGGCCACCAUCUGCAUUUGCAUUCACACGUGACGGUAUCACACACAGACCCCACACUUCAACAAUCAGACCCCCCUCAUACACACAGCAAGUAGGACAUUCGCCAACACAGAGGCCACACACAGCAGACAGACCUACAACUGCAGACACAGAACACAGUCCACAGCGGCCAGCUACGCAGCAGGCAGGUAGGCUGCAGUUCACAACACAGAGACCACACACAGCCACAGCCAGGCCUGAUUACACAGCCUCACCAGACAAACACAGAGCCCCCCAUGUAGAUCCAGACCGCAGCUCCCCUCACCCCACAGCCUAUCUGGCCUCCACUCCUUGGCCCGAGUAUGAUGUUGCUGAUUUUGACCCAGCCAACGUAGCGUCAGCACCGGGCAGAGGAGACGCUCUGUUCCCCAUGCAGCUCCCUCCUUUACCCACCACCCGCUCCCAGUCCCCACACCUUGACAUCGCCCACGGGGGACACGAGGGAGGCCAAGUGGGGUCUGGCAGAGGUAGCGGCAGUGGAGAGGGAAGCGCCAGCGGAGACAGCAGCUCUGGCGGGGCUGAGGAGGGGGCAGUGGUGGCCUGGGGGGAAACCACCCCAAGCUCUGAGCUGAGGCAGCCGACCCCCGAGCCAGGCGUCCCAGACAGAGGCAGAGAGCUGGGGCAAACCCCUGCUCUGGUAUACAAAGAGGACGAGACAGGAUCUGCAGCUGCCGUUACACCUCCAACAGAUAGCCAGCGUGGAGCUACACAGGCGUAUGACCUGGACCAGUCACUGGCCAUUCCUCAAGAGGGCUCAUUAUCUUCCAAACCACCUUUCCAUCUCAUCAUUGUCAAUGUGCACAACAGAAAUCAGUCAGUUGACGAUAUUCUGGAGCUCUUAAAUCAGCCUGCAGGAGGCAUUGGUGGGUCCCAGUCCCAGGUCCUUCAGAUCCCAGACUUCUCAGAGGUGGCCAGUGAAGCCAUCCAAAGCAGCGGGGACACUGACUCUGUCCUGCCUGCUCCCAUCACCAUGCCUCCAACGCUGAGCUUUAUCAAUGGAAAACAUGAGGUGACUUUGGAGCCAGAGCUACCAGAAGAAGUUAGGGGGGAUCAGUUUGAGACCGCGACUCCAAUCCAGCUUGAAGAAGAGGAUAAAGAAGAUGGAAAAGAGCAGGAGAGCCCAGCUCCCUUUGACUAUGGAGCCAUUGAAAUCCACACAAAAGAGACACCGACAGAGGAGACUAGUCCUCCUGAUACACAAACAGACACAGCCACAGAUACUGACACUGAAUUAGAGGGAACCGGUGUCAAAACACAAGACCCAGAAGAGCCGACGGCUACGAGGAGCAUGAGCUCCACAGAGGAAACCCCUACCACCCCAUAUACACCCUCACCACCUGCUACCCCCACAGACCCUGGUCACCGUGGAAUCACCCGGCCUGUCACAGAUAGUCUCUCCCCCUUUGAAGACAUGGAGGGAUCUGCAGGCCAUACCACUGAUGAUGAGGUACAUGAGGGUUCUGCGGAUGAUGCCCUGCCCACCCCAGCUGUAGGUAGCCAAUCAGGUGUGGUGACCGACGAGACAGAAAUCGGAGGGACAGAACCUCCUACUCUUAUUCCAUCUAUCAGAGAAGACACGCACUUUCAGGACAAACCCUCCACCAUGGAGACCCAGGCAGAAACAGGGGACUUUGAGGGGUCUACAUCAGCAGAGGACGAGGCAUCAGGACAAGAUGUGUAUCCACCAGAGACCCCCAUACUUUCACGCACUCUACCCCCUUCUUAUUCUACCGCCUACCCUCCACAGCAUCACCUUCCCUCAGGCCCGAGUGUCACUGAAGUCCCUCUAGCUGUACCGGCUCUUGACGUGAUGGCAGAAACAGGCUCAGGUGCAGAUCAGUCAUCUGGAGAAGGGGAGAUUUCCGGGGAGGGAUCAGGUGUUGAAACAUAUCCUGGAGAGGUCACCAGUACUUUUUUACCAGCCACGGUAGAUGUUGGAGACCACACCACGCACACAUCAGCCACAGAAGAUGUUGGAGACCACACCACGCAUACACCACCCACACCACCCACACCACACACAACCACAUACACCAAGGACCAGACCUCUCAACCUAGCACAUACACAGAGGACCGCACCACACAGAAACCACCCACACGUCCUUUUCUUGCUGCCACAUAUGAUAGAGAGCAUACCACAUUGGCUACAGAUCACUACAAACAGCCUGUAUCCACAACCCACUCUGGUACUUCCCACAGUGACCACACCACACACCCCACUGAGCGUUACCAAGACAAGACCACACAGUCCACUACAAGCUCCACAUAUCAUGCAGGCAGCCCGAUACUUUCCACCGUGUUGCCCCCGUAUCCCACUGACCACAGCACCCACUCCAUCCCUCAGUGGGCGCUGAUCCCUGAUCUUACUUCCAUGCCUCCAUCGGAGCAGUUUGAGGACUAUGAUCGAGAGAUCGCGCCUCCCCAUUUGGAGUCACGUCCUCCGGUGCCUGAGGAAGCCCAGGGCACGCAACAACCAGAGAUUUAUUCUGUGGAGGCCAGCACUGUGAAUGUCAGAGAUCUGUUGCCAUGUGCAGUCAGUGUGUGUCAGAAUGGAGCCUCCUGCUACAAGAAAGGAGAAGAACAUAUCUGUGUGUGUGCACCUGGAUACACCGGACAGUACUGUGAAACAGAUGUCGAUGAAUGCCAGUCUAACCCUUGUCUUAAUGGAGCCACCUGUCUGGAUGGGGUCAACACCUUCACCUGUCUCUGUCUGCCCAGCUACGCAGGAGAGCUGUGUGAACAAGACACAGAAGUGUGUGGAUUUGGCUGGCAGAAGUUUCAGUCUCACUGCUAUAAGUACUUCACACAUCGUCGGACCUGGGACGCUGCUGAGAGGGAAUGCCGUCUCCACGGUGCCCACCUUGCCAGCAUUUUGUCACAGGAAGAACAGCAAUUUGUCAAUCGUCUGGGCCAUGACUACCAGUGGAUUGGUCUAAACGACAAGAUGUUUGAGAGGGACUUCAGAUGGACCGAUGGCAGACCCAUGCAAUAUGAGCACUGGAGGCCCAACCAGCCAGACAGCUUUUUCCAGUCAGGGGAAGACUGUGUGGUGAUGAUUUGGCAUGAGGGAGGACAGUGGAACGACGUCCCCUGCAACUACCACCUCACUUUCACCUGCAAAAAGGGAACAGUCUCGUGUGGCCAGCCCCCAGUGGUGAAGGAUGCUCGAGUGUUUGGGGCCUUGAAGCCUCGCUAUGAGAUAAAUUCCUUGGUCCGCUACCACUGCAAACAAGGCUACAUCCAGAGACACACCCCUACUAUACGAUGCCGAUCCAAUGGCCAGUGGGACACACCCAGGGUCACCUGCAUGAGCCCUGCCACGUACCACAAGUCAUUUGCUCACAGGAACCGCAACAACCAACAAAACACUCCACAAAACAGGUACUAUAACCAUCAUGUCCAUCACACCAAGACUAAUCCAAAGUAUAUGAAACACCAAGAGCAAUAUCAGAAUCUGGAUGAUCUUCAAAGCAGCUGGGACCCUUUCCAGAGCCGCUACCAGCAGCUGGAGAGAGAGAGGAGGCAAAAUGAGGCCCAGCCACAGAAUGGUGAUCAGAUUAGACACUGAUCUGCACUAGGCCUUUUAAACCUCGCCAUGGUAGCCGACCACAACAUGCGAGCCAAAUCAGUCCAGAGGUAUAGAUAGACAGACAUGUGCACUGAACUGUCUAUCAAAAGAGCUUUUUCACAACAGCCAUUUUGACAUGAAAUAGCAAGGUAAACACAUGUUUACUGGCAUUGUGCAUUCAGGCUCAUUGGGAAGACUCUGCUAAACCUAAAUGGAAUGAAACCUUAAUUAAUGGCAUUAAUAAAUCCUGAGUUUACCUGCUAUACCAUGUCAAAACGAUUGCUGUGAAAAAGGUUUAUGGCUCGUCAAUGGGUUUGGCAAACUUCCAUUAAACACUCCAUGGUCAGUUAAUCAGGUUAAUCAGUCAUAUGGUAAUGAGGAAUGUAGUUUUAUCAUGAUUUAUUCACAAAAUGCAUCAGUUAGCUCACUGAUUACACUAAGGGACACAAACAUCAAGUCUCCCUACAUCACAAUACUCUAAACAGGAAGACCCCAGUGCCUUAAUGGCUUCAGUAAGUUGAAUAUAGUUAGUAGUCAUGCACCAAGAAGCUGGUCUGUGAAACUUUAAUGGGUCAUCAGUUGUCCACCAGCUGGAUGUUGCACUCCACGUAGCACGUCCACCCAGUGCCUUCUGUGAAACAUUGUAUUUAAUUUUGGAAAAAAAAAAAUACAUAAGGCACAUAGAGACUGAACAGUUUUCUCAUGACCAAAACAUAAUAUUUACUGAAUUGUGGUUUUAUUUUUAUAUGAGGUAGUCCGAUCGUUAAUAACUGUUUUUCGAGAAUUUAGGUAUGAAAUAUUGUUAUUGAGAAGAAUAUUAAAAACAAGCAUGAAUUCAUCACCUUAAAUUAUUGUCAUAGGAUUUUUUUUUUUUUUUUUUUUUUGGGUUGCUUUCCCAUAUAGAUUUUUGUACAAAAUGUCUCAUUGUCUUAAGCAUCAAAAAUGGUUUUAAAAGGGAAAGUUUAGAGAUCAACCUAUAUGUUGUGUGUUCUGAAAUGUACCACACAGCUAAAGAGGGAAAGCCUAUUAUGAAUGUUUGGUGUGUGCUGCGGUUAUAGGCAUGAUAUUAAUCAUAGAAUAUAGUAUAGAUAUUAUAUGAAGCCAUAUAAUUUUAACUUAUUGUAUACAUUAAAACUAUGAAUGGACUGUGAUAUUAAAUAAAGGUCAUUGAAACUGAAGUGAUUCUGUUAAUGAUGACUUCCUUGCUGUUUACAGAUGUCAUGAUGUACCUUACAGAGUAAACUUCAUGUACUACAUGCUGCCGUCGUUUAUUUUAUGUUGCACAUAACUGUCGUUUAGCAUUGUAACCCCCGAUGUUGAGCUGGUUUUGCCUGUUAAUGUGCUGUGCCUCCAAAUCACCCCAGCUUACCUUAACCAAAAUGCACUUUGAGAGACCCUCAAAGACUCUUGAUUACUUUAAACAGCUUUUUUUUACAGUACAAGAUGGAGUUCAAUUAUGGCAGUGUACUCUGAGGUAGAUGUUGCUUUUUUUGUUUGUUUUUACUACAGAUCUGGAAUCUGUUUCCUUAACCCAAACUUGUAACCAAUGAGGGAAUGUGAAAAAAAAAAAAAAAAUCUGACCCUGAAGGAGUGGUUAGAAACAACUUCUACAUGGUCAACCGGACAACAAAAAUCUUAAUCAAUGGAUGAGAUUGAUAAAGAUUUUUUUCCAUGUGAUUCUUCUGCAUUUUAUCGUUCUCGUUUGAUGUUCUCCAUACAUCUUCCAGUCUUUUUAUAUACUCAGAGUUUGCAAUUUAAAAUGUGUAUGCAAGCCUUUGUGUUUCUACUCCAUGUGGCUAAUGGGGAUACUGUAUCUGUUGCAGUGGAGGAGCUUAUUUAUAUGUAAUCUUUGUUUAAUUAUCCGUACAAGUUACUGUGUGCGUACUGUUCCUGUCCGUCAUCCUGAAUUCAGUGUCCAUUUCUACUG